AUGUGUGCAGCAUUUUCAUAUGCAUGUAAGCCUUCCAUCAGAUCAGGUGAUGGAAAAUUCUUGAUUCAUAGAAAUAGAAGAACGACUGCAAGAGCUGAAAUGGCUAUUGCUGUUCCUAAGAGAAACAAUGAGUCCUUCCAUCCAGAGAAACCGAGUUUCCAUCCUAUGUUUCUUGAAGAAGCAUAUGAUCAAUGCAAGAACAUAUGUGAAGAAUAUGCAAAAACUUUCUACUUAGGAACACUUUUGAUGACAGAAGAGAGAAGAAAAGCAAUAUGGGCUAUUUAUGUCUGGUGCAGGAGGACUGAUGAAUUGGUUGAUGGCCCGAAUGCGGGUUAUAUGAGUUCUUCUGUUCUCGAUAGGUGGGAUGAGAGACUCGAAGACAUAUUCGAGGGACGUCCCUAUGACAUGCUUGAUGCUGCACUCACGGACACCUUGUACAAGUUCCCAUUAGACAUCAAGCCCUUUAAGGACAUGAUUGAGGGUAUGAGAAUGGAUAUAAGGAAAAAUCGAUACGCAAAUUUCGAGGAACUCUAUCAGUACUGCUACUAUGUGGCUGGAACAGUUGGCCUAAUGAGCGUUCCAAUAAUGGGAAUUGCACCAGAAUCAUCCCUUUCUACUCAAAGCAUUUAUAAUGCAGCACUCUCUCUAGGCAUCGGCAAUCAACUAACAAACAUUCUUAGAGAUGUUGGAGAAGAUGCAUCGAGAGGGAGAGUUUAUCUUCCGCAAGACGAUCUUGCGAAGUAUGGAUUGAGCGAUAAGGAUGUCUUCUCAAGAAAGGUGACAGAUGGCUGGAGAGAAUUCAUGAAAGAGCAGAUCAGUAGGGCAAGGUUCUACUUCAACCAGGCUGAAGAGGGAGCUUCUCAGCUUGCCAAGGCUAGUCGGUGGCCGGUGUGGUCAUCCUUAAUGUCGUAUAGGAUGAUCCUGGAUGCCAUUGAGAAGAACGACUACGAUAAUUUAACAAAGAGAGCAUAUGUUGGGAGGACUAAGAAACUCGUGACAUUACCAGUAGCUUAUACCAGAGCCCUGCAGCACCCACUCUGUUUCACAAAAUCAACAACCCCAGGCAACGGGCAUUUCCCUGUUCUUUUGGCAUGCCGGGCUAGGCUUGGGUCCUGCAUGGUCUGUCAAGACAAGGCUGACCUGGCUUGGCCUGGGGAUUGA
Fraxinus pennsylvanica is the source of this 1161-nucleotide messenger RNA. The record is from the annotation of a GenBank genome assembly. NCBI's taxonomy places the organism in Eukaryota, Viridiplantae, Streptophyta, Magnoliopsida, Lamiales, Oleaceae.